AUGUUGACCACAAAAACCGAAAACAAAACAAUAGACUUUGUCGGUAAAACAGAAAACUUUCACACUGUCAAAUUUGUCAGUCCUUCGUCGAGUCCUAGGAGCAGUCCCCGGCCCAGUCCGCAGCCCGAACCCCGUCAGGAACAUUCCAGGCCUGAUAGUUACAACUUGAGCCCUAAUGAUUUCAAGCACGAAGGGUCUCCUUCCAGUCAGGAAAGCUCCAUUAGCCGCUUGAGUACUGGCAGUAGUCAAGAGCCUUCGCCCCUUAGCGAUUUGACCAAAACAGAUAAGAAAGAUAGUGGCCGCAUCAAAAAAAAAUCCUCCUGGUUCAACUCCUUGUACCCAACCUAUAAAAGCCGCUCAGAAGAUUUCAAAAAACUUUUCAUCGACGUACCAGGUGAAGAAAGAUUAGUAGUCGAUUAUUCUUGCGCUCUGCAAAAGGAAAUUCUGGUGCAAGGCCGUUUGUACAUCACCCAAAACUAUUUAUGCUUCUAUGCUAACAUUUUCGGUUGGGAAACCAACCUUACUUUGAAAUGGAAGGAGGUAGCCGCAAUUACCAAAGAAAAAACCGCCCUAGUGAUACCCAACGCGGUUCUGAUAUGUACCAAAGGGGAAAAGUACUUUUUUACCAGCCUGGUGCAAAGAGACAAGACUUAUAUGAUGCUGUUUCGUAUAUGGCAGAACGCUUUGAUGGAUCAACCCAUGUCUCAACAGGAAAUGUGGCAAUGGGUUCAUCAAGCUUAUGGUAGUGAACUCGGACUAACCAGCGACGACGAAGAUUAUCAUUUGCACACCCGGGACGAAGAAAAAUUGUCGUCCCGUCUCUCCGUGGACUCGUUCAGCGAAGCCGAAAUACCCAUCUGUCUCGAUACCAUUAUGGACACCGACGAAAAAAUGGAAGAUAUGAAAAAUUUGAGCCAAACUUCUUCUUCACCUAAUUUGACCGUCAAUACUAGCAAAUUGCAUACAGAAAAUUCAGAUUCUGAAAGCGAUAAACCAAUCAGCAUGAAAGGUGAUCUAACCCAAGUCGAAUGCACAGAAUCGCACGAUGGCAGACUUCUAAUGGACGAAGUCUACCCCAUCCACAUCGAUCAACUUUUCACCCUUCUCUUUACGUCUUCGAAAUUCUAUUUGGAUUUCCACGCUUCAAGAAAAACCACCGAUUUGACUCAGACGCCUUGGACUCACAACCCUGUGGAUAAUAGCAAAAGUCGCGUAGUAACUUUGACUAUGUAUUUGGGGAAUACUAUGGGGCCCAAAACGUGCCAGGUUACUGAAAGAAAUUCCAUGUUGCCUUGCAGCAAAUCAGGCAGUCUUUACGCUGUCAAUGUUGAAACCGUAAAUGCAGGAGUCCCAUACGCUGACAGUUUUUACGUACAAGUCCAUUAUUGCUUGAGAAAAAUUUCAGAAACUCACAGCUCUAUGCAUGUAACUGGCCAAGUUAAAUUUAAGAAAAAUGUCUGGCCUUUGGUUAAAGGGAUGAUUGAGCGAAACGUUUUCAAUGGCUUAGAAGACUUUUUAGGCAAACUAAAAGAAGCCUUGCAUGCUGAAGGUGAAGAAAACAUUCCCGAGCAAAGAAAGAAAAGCAGAAGAAAGAGGCGCAUGCACAGUUUGCCUCGCUAUAGCGCUGAAGAUAUUCACUUGAAUGUACCAAACAGAAAAAAAAUGUCUCAAACUGGCAUAUUCACUACAGAUGUAUGCACCAUAAUAGUAUUUGUAGUACUACUAAUACUUUUAAUAUUAAAUGUUUUAUUGUACUACAAAUUAUGGUCUCUGGAAGAAUCCCCGCCAGCAAUGAAACUAAUGGACUUAACAUCCCUGAAAAACUCCCCAAAAUCUCACGACGAAUGGAUCCACUUGUUGCAGCAACAAGAAACUGUACGCUCGGUGGAGGCGCAAAAAUGGCAGAAGACUUUGAAGUUUGUGGUAGACUUGCUUCGGCAAGCCGAAGAAGCUUUGGAGGAGCUACGAAAAUCUAUACAACCUAAUUAUAUGAAUCAGGUAUUGGAUGCUAUGCAAGUAGAAAAGGGGAAACAGAAUAAAGAGGAAUUGUAG
This is a messenger RNA of Ceutorhynchus assimilis (cabbage seed weevil), 2052 nucleotides long. NCBI's taxonomy places the organism in Eukaryota, Metazoa, Arthropoda, Insecta, Coleoptera, Curculionidae. The record is from the annotation of a GenBank genome assembly.